This is a messenger RNA of Stereum hirsutum FP-91666 SS1, 1257 nucleotides long. Its product is annotated as protein prenylyltransferase. The record is from RefSeq and is a predicted model, not a curated record. Gene Ontology annotation, molecular function: protein farnesyltransferase activity; CAAX-protein geranylgeranyltransferase activity. Gene Ontology annotation, cellular component: CAAX-protein geranylgeranyltransferase complex; protein farnesyltransferase complex; cytoplasm. Bases 45 to 1052 code for a protein of 335 amino acids. Lineage: Eukaryota; Fungi; Basidiomycota; Agaricomycetes; Russulales; Stereaceae. Gene Ontology annotation, biological process: protein farnesylation; protein geranylgeranylation. The transcript is spliced from 6 exons.
CCUCUUGCUAGAUCCACUGAACACCAUCCUGAGACUCUGAAGUGAUGCCCGCUGUUGACGUUGAAGGUCCCACAUUGUUCUGCGAGCGUCCGGAAUGGGAGGACGUUACACCCAUAGCACAGUACGAGAACAUCACUCCUCUGGCGCCCAUAUUCUACAGCAACGAAUACAAGGAUGCCACUGAUUACUUUCGAGGGAUAUUGAAAACUGGGGAGAUGAGCCCCCGGGUACUGGAUCUCACGGAACAGAUCAUUCGCAUGAACCCAGCACACUACUCUGCAUGGACAUACCGCUACCAAACCCUCAUCCACCUCCAAACCCCUCUCGGACCGGAACUCGAACUUACUAACGACCUCACCAGAGCCUACCUCAAGACCUAUCAAGUAUGGCACCAUCGUAGACUGCUUGUCACCGCCCUCAACGACCCCACGCCUGAGCUCCCCUUCAUCGAGACCAUCCUAGGGAUCGACGCGAAGAACUAUCAUACGUGGAGUUAUAGGCAGUGGUUGUUGAGUCAUUUCGAUAGGGAGGAGAUGUGGGAGAGUGAGGUGCCGUUUUUGGAGAGGCUGGUGGAGGAGGAUGUGAGGAAUAAUUCGGCGUGGCAUCAUCGGUUUUUUGUGGUGUUUGAGAGGAAGGCGAAGGAGGGAGGUGUAGAUGAGGAUGUGGUCAAGAGGGAACUUGUCUAUACGAAACAGAAGAUCGCUCUUGCACCUAACAACAUGUCGGCGUGGAAUUACCUCCGUGGCGUCCUAGGCCACGCACACGUCCCAUACCCGACCUUGAUAUCCUUCGUUGAACCCUACACCUCUGCUUCACCACCCUCGAACGACGACGAUGUGGUUGACCUGGAGAACCCUUUGCCUUCGAAAGGAGCACAACUUCCAUGUCCGGCCGCCAUUGAGUUCCUCGCAGAUGCUUACGAGGCGGAGGGCGCUGGUGGAUUGUCGAAGUCGGUGGAGCUUUGGAAGUCUCUUGCGAAUGAACACGACAAGAUUCGGAAGAAGUACUGGGAGUAUCGUAUCAAGGAGGCGUCUACCAACAUCACGAAAUGACAGCUCACAACACAAUCUUAAUGUCGCCAAUUCUACAGCUGUUUGGCCAGGGUGUAUAAUACUUUGGGACCUGAAAUACGUUUCUGUGAUCGUUCACAAUCAUGGACGACAAGCUCUGCCGUCCGGGUCUCUUUGGAGAGACAUGCGACAUGGGGGGUGCGAGUUGUGUGCAAUACAUCAAUUUAUGUAUUCCGCGCCUGGUAAU